Molecule: messenger RNA, 2275 nt
Organism: Seminavis robusta
Lineage: Eukaryota; Bacillariophyta; Bacillariophyceae; Naviculales; Naviculaceae
Source: the annotation of a GenBank genome assembly
UGAGAACUUCCCAAUCGAUAAUCGAUGAUUGGCCAAAUGAACGCGACCUUUCCUUUUCAUCAACUCAAGUCCUCAAUAAAUAUUGUAGAAAUGAGUUCAAGCUGGAGUGGGCUACCCACGGGAAGCGGUUGCUAGAGGUAUGGUUCCUUUCCUGUUGUGGUGCUUCCCACAGAGUCUCGGCAAGGCAUAAUCGAAAAGUCGAUGAAUGUUUGGGAUGUUUCUUUACUUGGUCUAUGGCAAUAGGCUAAUCCAGUUACUCCGGAGCAUUGGCUUCGGCUAAAAGCACAUGUAGUUUCGUUCACUCUCCGAGCGGAAAUGAAGGCCAAUCUACCUAGUACUGGUACUCGUACCAUGGCCAGUAGGGUGCACGAAAGAUUUCAGUUCUCAUUCAGGCUGUUGAAACAAAUAUUUGGUAAGAUUGGUCUUCAUUGUAUCUUGAGGAGCGGACCUCUUCCAAACAGUCUGGGCAAUCCUCACUUUUUUGAGUGGAUUUGUUUGAUUCGAAAAGUUGCCUUCCUCUUGCCCGCCAAUACCAAACCUUUGAUUCAAAAUGAUGCUCUCCCGCACCAGUUUCGCCCUUUUCUUGCUUGGGUCCAUGUCUCCAGCAUUGGCUCAAGACGAUGAGCAAUGCGCUGCCACUUUCAAGUGUUUGCCCACCACAACUCCUCCCAUUUUGGAUGCGGAUCAUGGUGAAUGGGCAGAUGUUGCCGCCUACGAGACGACAUUGGUGAAAUACACUGGAGGUGAAUACGAAGGAGGUAAGGCCACAUACAAGUGCCAGUACACUGCGGACCACAUCUAUUUUGCCAUGGAGAUUCCUGGGGAGUAUAGGUUCAGUACCGAAGACAAUCAUUUGUGUGCCGCCAUUGGCACCAUGUUCAAGGUAGGAGAGAAGGCAACCUUUCUCAACAUGGGAGGAUGCCCGGAUGCGCUCAACGGGUGUGAAAACGGCGUUCCUGAUACCUGCGAUGACUAUCGCGUGGACAUUGGAGCGCACUGGGAAUUGAAAGGAACCGAACAAAAUACUCUGUACGGAGUCUCGGACAGUUCUACAUCCAAUAAUCGUCAGGGAGACAAUAGCACCUCACCUCCUGAAAAUCCUCCUGGAAAUGAUUUGAUUGCCAAUAAUGACGAUGAAUACGCCGUGAGCCCCUACUGUCGCUUUGAUGAUGACGAUGCUGAUGCCGGAAACGAAUGGGCUGGUGCUUGGGCCCAUACCAACCCGGUGGAAGGAGAGUUCGGAACCUAUCACUUUGAAUUGUCCCGCACGCUUCAGACAGCUUCGGCCGUUUCCGAUGCACAGUUGAGUGCUGGUGACACAAUUCAGUUUGGAAUUGCCUUUUGGGACCCCUAUGAGACUGCUGAGACUGGUUGGACGGACGCAGGUCACUAUUUAACAGGGUGCGGAACCAAGUGGAUUGAUUUGGAGCUCGCUGCUGAAGGAGAAUCCCAAGGAGAAACUGGUUCUGAUGCUCCUGCUGAAACUCCCUCGGAUGCUGAUACUAGUGCUCCUGCGGGAAGCAGCACCGAGGCCCCCGCCAGCAGUGCUUUCUCCAAGUCCGCCAAGUCUUUCAUUUCAGUUCUUUCGGUUGCGGCUGGAAUCAUGUACCACCUCUAGAGUGCUCUCGAUGCAUGUGUGCUGGUGACGCAUGUUCUAAGUGAUUCUAAAGUACCGUAGUAGUGAAUACACCUUUGACCCAUACAGUAGACCAUUGUGUUGGAUGUUACGGUACUUUUCGUAGCGACCUUUGGAUCCCAAAAAAUUGCGAAAGUGCAGUCUCGUAGGGCAAUGACGACGCCGAGCGCAUACAUGAAGGUCAUGCGAUCCUGCCGUAUGGAAAGAUACUGUACAGCUGGUUGUUGGCAUGGUGGCUGACAGGGCAGGCACGAUCUGUUUUCGUCCAUACGCAACCGUCAAAAGUCUAACGCUGGGCCGAUGAGGAGCAGCAUAGACCGUGCACCGCGACAACUGCCACAACCCCGGUGGCAUGACAUGCUGUGCCUUCCGUGCUUAUCGGCCCGGCCGCACCAUUGAAGAGAGCAAAGAACCAACCAACUUUAGAGGCAAAUGUUUCGGUGGUGAAAGGGUGUGUGUUUGUCCUUCAGUGGCGAAAGGAAUAGAAUAGAGCCUGAAACAAUCAAAAUUUAUGAGCUUCAAAAGUUUGUUGAGGCUUGAGAAUCGAAUGCGGAGUGUGGAGGGAGCGUGGUGGGAGCGUGGGAAGAAAAAUGAGGCACGGGGAUGAAAUCCUCAUCCCUACAUGUAACUCAAUCCAUA